Rubroshorea leprosula is the source of this 580-nucleotide messenger RNA. The record is from the annotation of a GenBank genome assembly. Lineage: Eukaryota; Viridiplantae; Streptophyta; Magnoliopsida; Malvales; Dipterocarpaceae.
ACCAGCUCUUUCUCACCUUUCUCCUAAAUGGAAGAUAUGAGAGAUUCAAUUGCAGUACUACAGAUUGUGAGGAUGGUUAUCAAGUUUCAUCCAUUAUUGACAAUAACCAGUAUUGUCUAUCGGGUAAUACUUUUGCAAGAUUGGAUUGAAGAUGAGAUGAGCAAUCAAUUGAAAGCUCUCAAGGUGUAUUUCCAAUCAAAAAUGAGAUCUCUGCUGGAUCCUAUUAUUGAGAAGAUGAAAAAUCUAUCAGAAGCCCUUGAGAUGCAUCUCCACAACGAAGUAGCAAAGGAUCAACUAAAGGCCAAACUAGUCGUCUCUACAAGUCCUAUCAUAAUUCCAAAGAUAGCUCAAUGCCCUCUACAACUACCAAAGGAAUCAAUGGUUUGAUUUUGAUGGUUGUAAAUAUUGCACAUGGCAUGUUCUGGUUUACUCUUUUCACAUCUCCCAUGGCCAAUUAUAAAGAUUGGUUAUUUGCAGUAAUCAGUUAUGUCAUUUUUUGUUUUUGGUUACAAUGCUCUUUUCCCAAAGAUAUGCUUCCGCCCUCUACAAAUACCAGAGGAAUUAAAGAUAAGAUUGGUGC